Triticum turgidum subsp. durum (durum wheat) is the source of this 1374-nucleotide messenger RNA. NCBI's taxonomy places the organism in Eukaryota, Viridiplantae, Streptophyta, Magnoliopsida, Poales, Poaceae. The record is from the annotation of a GenBank genome assembly.
AUGGGAUUGUCAAGUAACUGUGCUAAGACAAUCAAGGUCCAGCAGUGUGUGAAAUUGCCUGAUUCCAACUAUCUUCACAUCGACGAUGAGCUCGCUGGGUGCUUUGGUACCGAAGAUCAUGGUGAUGGGCGGACGGCCCUCGUUCUCAGCCCGUUCGGCAAGAAUGUCUGGCCUGUCAAGGUCGACCGAGACGCCAAAGGGGCAUUCCUGGGUGAUGGGUGGCCACAGUUUGUUGCCGCGCACGGUAUUGGCGUUGGCUGGUACUUGGUGAUCCGGCAUGAAGGGUGCGGCGUGCUCACUCUAAAGGCGUUCAACUCCAGCUUUGUCAUUAAAGAGUUCGGCCUAACAAUCACUGUUUUGAGCCCAGCCGAGAUUGAGAACGCCUUUGCUCGUAAGCCACAGUUCAUCGUGCCACUUCAGAGAAGUUUCAUGGAAAAGAUGCCUAUUCCUCCCGAGUUUCUGCAACGAGGAUACAUCUCGGAAGAAGACCUGAACAGACCGAGACCGAUAGCCACUUUUUUAACAUCCUGGCAUAUCGAGCUCAAGAAGGAUGGCCCGAAUGUCUUCUUCACUGGUUCCGAAUGGCCAAAGUUUCUGGCCUACUUUGAAAUUGCUGAAACCGAUGUCCUGCUGAUCAAGUAUCAAGGGUGCAUGAACUUCUCAUUCGAGACCUUCCCAAAUGGGAAUAAUGAGCACACCGAGGAAAAAAUAAGCUCGUCUCAGCAAAGCGAGCAAUCACCUGCAGCACAAUGCCAAGAGGAAGAACAUGUUUCCACUCGGAGAAGGACACAAAGCAGUGGCAUAACACCUGGAGCACAAAGCCAAGAGGAAGAACAUGUUUCCACUCGGACAAGGAAACAAAGCAAUGGCAAAACACCUGGAGCACAAAGCCAAGAAGAAGAACCUGUGUCCACUCAGAAAAGGAAACAAAGCAAUGGCAAAACACCUGGAGCACAAAGCCAAGAGGAAGAACAUGUUUGCAGCCGGAAAAGGAAACAAAGCGAAGUCAAAAGCAUGCUAGACGGACCCACAACUUCACAACACCGAAAGAAGGCUCUCUGUGAGCUUGGGUCGACGGGAUCACAGGCUUGGUUAAGGAAGGAGAUCAACGGACUCGCGCUUAAAAGAUAUCUUCAUUUUCCAGCACGCUUCGGAUUCCUGGAGCGUUGCAAGAUCACGCUCAAGUCCGUGGAGAGGAACAAGUCUUGGGAGGUGGAAGGUGUCAACUACCAUCCAGGCACCAACAGGUCUUAUAAUUGUCUUACGAGAGGCUGGAAGGCCUUCUGUAAGGAGAACGAGCUCAAGGCAGGAGACAUCUGCACCUUCAAAGUCAUCAAGAGCACGCUGUGGCAUGUUGUCAUCGACCGCUGCUAG